AUGUGGGAUGCGAGUGCAUUCAUGCUGAGAAGCCAAGGGAUUCUAAAGGCUUUCGAUCCCCAGGUCCCGCUGAGAUUUACGUGGGACAUGGGACUUCUAGAUGCCUCUGAAGUGCCUGACCUAACACUUUCAACGCUGGGGGAAGGAGGAGUGUCGGAUUGCUCUCUUACUCCAUCAGAGGACUGCAUUUUGAGUGACAAUGAGGAAGACAGAGGCGUCCCCGAAGACCUUAAGCGAGAUGUACUGCCUCGGCUACCUGAAGCCCACAGCCCAGACUGGGUGGCAGCCAGCCUGCAAAGGCAGCAGAGGGCAGCCUGUAGUAAACCCCCUCACCAAAAAAGAGGCUCCAAGAAACUCACCCUUAUCGCUGAUGGCCAGAAACCGCACACAGAAGAGAAACCCUACAAGUGUACAGAAUGCGGGAAGGGCUUUAAGGGGAGCUCCAGGCUCCUGAACCACCUGCAAACCCACACGAGAGAAAAAAUGUUUGAGUGUGUAGAAUGUGGGAAGAGCUUUAGCAGGAAGGCCAACCUGGUUGUGCACCAGAGAAUCCAUACGGGGGAGAGGCCUUACAAGUGCAAGGAAUGUGAGAAAACCUUUAGCUGUACCUCAAACCUUAUUGCUCACCGCAAAACCCAUGCAAAAAAGAAAGCCUUUUCCUGCACUACGUGCAGGAAAAGCUUCAGUGGAAGCACAGCUCUCUUCCAGCAUCAGAGAGUCCAUAUGGAUGAGAAGCCCUAUAGGUGUACCGAGUGUGGAAAUAGCUUCCGUCUGUGCUCAAACUUCAUCAAACAUCAACGGAUUCAUUUGAAAGAGGGACCCAGUGAACACACAGCAGAUGCAAACUAUUCUGAAUUUACAUCUCUGCAUCAUAAAGAAGAGCAAAGGUGUGGUGCAGAGAAUCGUGAGAUGGAUCACUUGAAUCUUGUUCUUGAAGAGUUACCUGUGAAGAUGCUGACCAUACACUCAGACUUGGAAAGAUACGUGCCUCAGAUGCAUCAGCAAACAGCAGUUGAUCAAAUCCACUGCCCCUUCAUUCGUUGCAGCAUGCAGACGCUUUGGCCAGUAAUGUGUUUUGUCAAGGCAGCUUGA
Messenger RNA from Pygoscelis adeliae (Adelie penguin), 1092 nucleotides. Its product is annotated as zinc finger protein 436-like. The record is from RefSeq and is a predicted model, not a curated record. Gene Ontology annotation, cellular component: nucleus. The transcript has 4 exons. NCBI's taxonomy places the organism in Eukaryota, Metazoa, Chordata, Aves, Sphenisciformes, Spheniscidae. The coding region runs from base 1 to 1092 and encodes 363 amino acids.